Molecule: messenger RNA, 5561 nt
Organism: Geodia barretti
Lineage: Eukaryota; Metazoa; Porifera; Demospongiae; Tetractinellida; Geodiidae
Source: the annotation of a GenBank genome assembly
UGGGUCGAGAAGGUUCUCUCAGAUUUUUACAGAGUUAGGAGCGACACAUUGACUGCGGCGGGCGGUGCAGUUGUUUACUCGUACCCGGCGAAAGGAGCAGAAGGCGGAAGGAGAGCUGCUGGGCCACGACGAGCUGCAGCGCGGCGCUGCGAGACAGAGCGAGACCCGCGAGAAAGCAACUGACGACGACCGUGCAUGCACAGCUGCUCUGGAAGGAAUUGCAUCAUCCUGCGUGUGCCGCGCCGUCACUGGAGCACCAGCCGCUGCGGUUCUGCAUGUCGCACGCUCGCAUCGUGUCUGCUGCAAUCACGCUCUGAGGUCCUCCGCCUCGCCCGAACCCGCUGAGCUCCCCCUCCACACACCGUCGGUCCGUCCUCUCCAACUACAGCCACUACUACUACCCGAUCAUCCACAGGUGUUUUUUCAUACCUGCUACACUCUCCGUGGACACAGUGUGAGCUCUAUGACACAGCACGUCCACGAGAGACCUCACACCAGUUUUUAGACAGCCCUCCUACCUACCCGUUACUUCUCUCUACCUGUGCCUCUUAGUCAAAAACUAAGUUUCUGUUCACCUCUCUACUAGCUAGUCAACUCAGAAAUUUCAGAAAAUUGUAUACCGUCUGUUGACAAGUCAACCAUGUCGUCAAUGGAAGUAGACGUACCACAAUUGAAUGGCUUUGCUCACAACCCCUCGAAGGUCGCCAAAAAAUCCGUCCAUUUUGGCUCCCCUCCUGCUCCUGCCAACGCAACCACAGCGGCCGAGAUUACCAUCGUGACGAAAAGGAGCGAGAGCAGUGUAAAGCCGAAACACAAGGCUCGACGCCGGGCCAGACACCCGAGCAAGUCGGAGGACCUAGAGAAUGGUGGAGUGCCCAAGCCCAUCUCUCCGUGCAAGGUCCACAAGAUGGCCGAGAGAAACCGUCACUCCAGGAGUGGAAUGAGAGGUCUCCCCAAGAAAGGUGGGGCAGGUGGGAAGGGGACUUGGGGGAAGCUGGGAGAAGUGUACUAUGACGAUGGACACACUCACGACCAAAAAGACCCAAACUAUGACUCGGAGGAAGAAGAGGGGACAUAUACAGUGUCUCCGUCUUCCCCACACCUGAGCAUCGAGGAAUUCAGGAAGCAGGCAGUGGCCAUAUUCAAGGAGUACUUUGAGCAUGGAGACACGACUGAUGUGGCUGCGUCGCUUGCCGAGUGCAACAUCCAGAACAUCAAGGAAGAGGUGGUGCACAUGCUGGUGACGGUGGCUCUGGAGGAGAGCGCCUCUCGUCGCGAGCUCGCCUCAGUCCUCAUCUCUGACCUCUACGGCUACUCCGUCAUCAAUUUGCGCGACGUCACUGAAGGGUUCAACAUGCUCCUGGAGGAGCUGGAUGAGCUGAGUCUCGACACACCAGAUGCUCCAGAGGUUCUGGGGAACUUCAUGGCUCGUGCUGUAGCCGACGACUGCGUUCCUCCUGCCUACAUUGUCAAUGUGACUGACGUACAGGACCCCAAGGCACUCUCUGCUCUGAAACGUGCCCAACUGCUGCUCAACAUCAAGCAUGGGAUGGCUCGUCUGGACAAUGUGUGGGGAGUCGGUGGUGGACAGCGUCCAGUCAUGUUCCUUAUCAGCAAGAUGAACCUCCUGCUGAAAGAAUAUUUGUCCUCUGGUGACUGUCGUGAGGCCGACCGCUGCCUCCAUGAACUGGAAGUACCUCACUUUCAUCACGAGCUUGUCUAUGAGGCUAUCAUCAUGGUUCUGGAGUACGGGAAUGCCGAGAAGAUGUGCAAUCUGCUCAAGUACCUUGCAGAGAGCACUGUUCUAACCCUGGACCAGAUAAACAUGGGUUUCAUGCGAGUUUUCAACGACAUGACUGAGAUUGUCCUGGACGCACCAAACGCCUACCACACUCUGAGCAAGUUCGUGGAGCUUUGCUUCAGUGCUGGGUUCGUCUCCAAAUCCAUGGUUGACGAGCUACCGCAGAGGGGCCGCAAGCGUUUUGUGAGUGAGGGUGACGGAGGAGCCAUCAAGGUUCCCGAGGACUGAGGCAAACCCCUUUAAUCUGGACUACAAAAAAGGAUUGGACACUGUAAUACUGUAGUACAUACCUCAGUUGUGACUGAACCUAUCAACCUGUCGUGUCCCCUCAAGUUGUGUAUUACAGCACUAGCCUGUGUGUGCCCCAUCCCUCUCAUCUUGUCGCAUUCAGGUCACUUGUCUUUUAUAAACCAAGACCUCGGUGUAAUGAUCUGUCAGAUGAUCUUUCCUUUGAAAUUGCAUCGUGGCGCGUGUGUGCGCGCGCGCGCUGGACGCCCUCCGAUAUGCGCAUGCGCACGACGCCGACGUCCAGCUAGCUCAGCUAGCAAUGAUCGUGAUGGAUGCCAGAGUGACCUGAAAUGGGAAAUUCGUGGAGAAAGAAAGCCGUGCCACAGCCAGCAAUGCUGCUCAGUGCUGAUGAGACAGUCUCCAACAAUUCCCCAAGCACCAGUAGUGUUGACUGGUCACUGGAUGCUCAACACGAGACUGUUCUAGACCUGGAGAUAGAGCAGGUGAUGGAAGUGGGAGAGGUUACGGAGAACAAGAAAGCCGCCAUCAUGGCCACCCUCCACCGGCACUCCACACAGCUCUGCAAGGGAGUCAGCAUCACAUGCCUCGUUGCAAUCCUCUACUCCAACAACGUGACCGGCUCGCCAGUGUUUUCUGGUCUCAGUAACGCCGUAGGCAAGUCAGAAUACCUUGUGCAGGAGAUUUUAGCGGCUGUUGAGAGAGAGCCUGCAAAAUUUGAGGACGUGUGUAGCAGCAUUGCAUUGGCUCAUUCACCGGCUUACGGCCGUCUCCUGUGGACUGAGUAUGAAAGAGAGUUAGCAGUUCAUGAGAGGACUAGUGGUACAUUUUGUCGAUCGAGCCAUAUAAACCGCCAGCUGCUAGCUGUAGGCGUGGCCAUCAUGGGCACGGUGCUCUGGAUAGCAGGGACCCUCUGGGCCGCUCUGCUCGUCUACAAUUUCAUCACGGCACUGUUUGGGAUCAACACCUUCCGCGUGAAGUACAUCGAGCUCCUGAGAUGGCUCUACCGGUUGGUAGGUAUGAAGCCGAUGAAGCCGGCCCCUAAGAAUGGGAGCAUGCAGCGGCAAUAUGGGGACGAGUUCGAUGGCUAUGGGAUGGAGGGAAUGAGUCGAGUGAAGUCAUUUGGUUCGUUCAAACGAGGAUUUAAGUUGGAUGACGUGUGCGACUUUGUCAAGACCGGAGUCCAGGUUAUUGUUGAUGAUGAGGUCACCCAUCGUUUCACAACUGAAGAGGUGGAGCAGUGGAAUUUCCUGACGAGGACUCAGAUGCAACUCAACAUGGGAAUUGGAUAUGAGAUUCUCCUGUGGCUCUCCAUACUCUUCCGUUUUGGUGCCUUCUUCAUUGUCAGACUCCCUAUAGGGCUCACCAGUCUGAUAUGGCUGUUCUCAAUCAUGAUCGCCUUCUCCAUUCUCAACCUAUUUGUACCCACCGCUCCGUGGAAGCUGAAUGCCGAACGCUACUGUACAAUGGUCUGCAGUCGACUCAUUGCAGCUACGUUCACAGCUGUCAUCAACAUACACAACCCGCAGAACAGAGCAAAGUGUGGGAGUGUGGUGGUUGCUAAUCACACCACUCCAAUUGACAUUGUGAUGCUGGCAGUCGACAAUUGCUUCACUCUUGUUGGUCAGAGGCAUGGAGGGUUCACUGGGAUCAUCCAGAGUGCCUGCUCCCUUGCCCAGAGACACAUCUGGUUCGAGAGGAAAGUCGCCGCCGACCGUAAGAUGGUGGCCAAGAGGCUAAAGGAGCACAUCUCGGAACCGUCCAAUAGUCCGAUCCUCAUAUUUCCAGAAGGGACAUGCAUCAAUAAUACCGGCGUUUUCAUGUUCAAAAAGGGCUGCUUUGAGCUCGGGGCCACCAUAUAUCCCGUCGUGAUAAAGUACCGCAGAGAGUUUGCCGACCCCUUCUGGAAUUCCCAGGAACAGAACAUGCUGACCUACAUUUUCAUGCUCAUGACCAGCUGGGCCAUCGUGUGCGACGUCUACUACCUAGAACCAACCACAAUCGGAAAGGACGAGGCUGCAAUUGAAUUUGCGGCCAGAGUCAAAGCCGACAUUUGCAAGAAGGGUGGGCUGGUCGACCUGCCUUGGGAUGGCAUGAUCAAAAGACCUGGAAACGAGUGCUACUUGAACAAGCUGAUUGAGGAUGAGAGAAAGUCUUACUCCUCCGGACUCCAAGUAGCAGACUGAUAAGAAAAUUCAAUGGUACACAUGACUCUGUUCAUGCACUAGUGGUUUUUGAAGCUGUUUGGAGCACCGCUCGGAACUCUUUGUUUUCCCUUUCAUUCUCUAUUGCACGACUGCGUUUGUUUAUUGAGAAUCAAAUUUGAUUGUGAAACUGAUUUGGAGGCUGUGAGAAUCAUCAGGUGAUUAUGUAUACUUGUGGUGGUGAACACAGAAAAAGAUUUAAGACCAGAAAAGUGAUAUAGUUUGUGAGGGUGAUAACAUACACAAAUUGCCGGAUUACAAUCAUGAACAAAAUGCAGUGAAUGAUGUGCUAUAAAUUAAAAUUCGGCGGGGACUUUGAGUGUGUGAGGUAACGGAUGGGGGAAUGGUUGGUAGGGCGAGAGUGAGCUGGGGCAGAGGGGAGAGAAUGCAGGGAAACUGGUAGCUGCAGUUGGAGGGCAGUAAAGAGGGCUGGAGAGCGCCGAGAAGUUCGGUUUCAUGAGAGGGUAACGAAGGUAGCCCUCCGGGGUGCAGACGUGCGCGUGUGUGUGCGGAACUGUAGACGGGGUAGUGAAGCUGAGACCGAAGGGAGGGACAGUGGCGACGGGGAAGUUCUGGGGCUUGAAGUCUGGCAGAGGCGAGCCAGACAGAGCCGUACAGUCUUUCAGCUCUUUGCAGCUCUUGGGGGAGAGUCUGGCAUGCUCCAGUUGCUGCCUCUUGUUCUUGUAGCGCCUGUUCUGGAACCAGAUCUUUACCUGCGUCUCGGUGAGGUGCAGCAUAGACGCGAGCUGUUCCCGCUCGUGCGCCGUGAGAUACUUCUGGACGGUGAAGCGUCGCUCCAGCUCGUAGACCUGGGCGUGCGAGAAGAGGGCCCGGGGUCGCCGUUUCUUGUGCUUGCUCGAGUCAAUGGCAGAACCAGGCGAGCCUGCAGUGGACGAUUUCGGAGACGCUCCGCAGCAAUCCUCAUUUCGGGUAUCGUCUCCGUUCUUGCCGGUACUGUCGCGGCCGUCGUCUUCUCGCUCGCCGUCUGCGGCAGACUCGGUGUCCGAAGCCGCGCCGUUCGGUACGGCGGCGUGGUUGCGUUCUUCGUCCACGCUCGUGGCGUCGUCGUCGGGCUCGCUGUUGCAGUCUUCCGCAGAGCGCUGCCUCGGAGAACGUAGGGACGAGUGUAAUAUGUCCGAUAUCAUGAAUGAAGUGCAGCAGGGUCCGUGGGACCGGUCGUCGGCCUUGUAGCCCGGAGAUGUAGAUGCAGUGGUAUCAGAGGUGUCCAUAUCCAGCAUGGCACUACAAGGGGUAGCUUUGGUAGCUUUCGUUUCACUAAGUGCUAUCGCUGCAAAGACGGUGUAAGUGAU